This is a messenger RNA of Colletotrichum chrysophilum, 909 nucleotides long. RefSeq lists its product as uncharacterized. Bases 1 to 909 code for a protein of 302 amino acids. The record is from RefSeq and is a predicted model, not a curated record. The transcript is spliced from 3 exons. Lineage: Eukaryota; Fungi; Ascomycota; Sordariomycetes; Glomerellales; Glomerellaceae.
AUGGCUUCCAUUACCGACUUGCCUCGAGAGCUCAUCGGCGCAAUCGUGGCCGAGGUCAGCACACUUCAGGAUCUCGACAACCUGAUGAGAGCCUCGCGUUACUUCCUCCAAGCCGUCCACGCGUGGCCAGCCAUCCCCCACAUAGUCCUGCGCCGCCAACUCCUCAUGGAACUCCCUUCGGGCCUCAUGGCCUGCGCGAUAGGUAUCGUUGAAGCCGGCAACUUGCCUCGCCCACGAUCGUCCAAGCAUGCCGGCAGGGCCAUGUCGAGGGUCCUCUAUCAAGUGGCCCACGACCCUGGUCACAGCUUGAACCUGGUCUCAACUCUUUGCUUCAAGUCUCUCAUCAAGAUAAGGGACAUGCACAAAACUAUCCUGAGUUUAGCAAACGCAAUGGCACAAGAUGCUUGGAAAAUGCUCCGAGAUGUGGAUGGAGUGGUUUCAGGAGACUUGGUUCUAUCGGGACGAGAGCAACAUCGAAUCACCAAAGCUAUCUACGAAACGGAACUACUUUCGACGGUUUUUGGCGACGAGAGCUGGGAAACAGCAGACUUGGACGUCUUUUACAGUGCAGACGGAGAUAUUUAUCUCGCGACUAAGAGCUCUUGGGAAAUCGAGGCCAUUGGCUGCGUCUUGGACUUCUUUGAGAAGAGACUGUUUGAGGUUGCGCUUGACGUCUUCACUCACGAUGUUGAAUUUGGCUGGUCCAGUUUUGAUUACGAUAAUACAGCAGCUCGUCUCUUGGCGAUGGAAGCGAGCUGGGACGAGCGCGCCGCCAUUUACGAGGAAGGCGGCAGAGGCUUCUUGAAAGAUGGGGACUAUAACGGCAUCGAGUGGACAGGAGAAAAGAUGAAGAAUUCACAUGGAGAGCAAGACGAAACCAGCGACGAAGAUAGCGAUGACGAUGAGUAG